GCCCCAAAAGGAGCCCCCACCUGUCUGUCUCUUGCUCUCCUGCUGCUGCUGCUGCUUCGGAGCUGCUGCCCUGCCUCUGCUCGCCUCGCUCGCUGCCUCCUGCUGCCACUCAUCCCUCCUCCAGCUUCCAUCAACCCUGGAACUCCCCUUCCCUGCCUCCUUCCAUCGCUGCUCUGCUUCCCAGCUGAGCCCCAUCCUCGUUCCUCCUUGGAUCUGCCAGCCAGACAGCCUCUUUCCCUCCUGGAUCUGCCAACUAUCUCUUUCCUCCCUAGAUCUGCCAAGCCACCUCUUUCUGCCCCCCUUAUUUCACCCUACAUCUGCCAACCACCUCUUCUUCCCGACCCCCUCAUUCCCACCUUGAUCCGCCAGCCAUUUCUUUCUGACCCUUCAUUCCCUCCUAAAUCUGCCAACCACCUCUUUCUGCCCCCCUGAUUUCACCCUAGAGCUGCCAUCCAGCCUUUUUUGACCCCUCAUUCGCACCUUGAUCUGUCAUCCAUCUCUUCUGCCCCCUCCCUCAUUCCCACCUUGAUCUACCAUCCAGCCCUUUCUGAGCCCUCAUUCCCUCCUGGAUCUGCCAGCCAGCACUUUCUGCCCCACUUUCCCCCAUCCUUCCCAGCCCUCCAGGUCCUGCAUCCUUCUCUUUGCCCAGCUUUCCAUCACUCUUCUUUUCUCUCCUUUCCAUCCCUCCCUUUGCUGUCCUGAUCCCCCUGGUGUCUGUGGGUCUGGGCAUUGGGGCUUCUCCCGCAGGGGGCACAGAUGGCACUGCUGAGCUCCCCCACUGAGACGGAAUGCCUAAACAAGCACCUUUUCUGUCGGAAGGGGGCACUUCGCCAGAAGGUCAUCCAUGAGGUGAAGAGCCACAAAUUCACUGCCCGCUUCUUCAAGCAGCCCACCUUCUGCAGUCACUGCACCGACUUCAUCUGGGGGAUUGGAAAGCAGGGGCUGCAAUGUUUAGUGUGCAGCUUUGUCGUUCACAAAAGAUGCCACGAAUUUGUCACAUUCGAGUGUCCAGGAGCUGGGAAAGGACCCCAGACAGAUGAUCCUCGGAGCAAGCAUAAGUUCAAAAUCCAUAGCUACAGCAGCCCAACCUUCUGUGAUCACUGUGGCUCCCUUCUUUAUGGGCUGGUCCACCAGGGAAUGAAAUGCACCUGUUGCGAGAUGAAUGUGCACAAACGCUGUGUCCAUUGUGUGCCCAGUUUGUGCGGCGUGGACCACACAGAACGCCGGGGACGCCUCAAACUCCACAUUGAGACAUUUGGGAGUGAUGAGAUCCGUGUGACUGUUGGUGAAGCACUGAACUUGAUCCCAAUGGAUCCCAAUGGCCUCUCAGAUCCCUAUGUGAAACUCAAGCUGAUCCCUGACCCUAAGAACCUAACCAAACAAAAGACCCGGACAGUGAGAUCCACUCUCAAUCCGGUGUGGAAUGAAACCUUCAUUUUCACUCUGCAGCCAGGUGACAUGGAACGGCGGCUCUCCGUUGAGGUGUGGGACUGGGACCGGACAACCCGCAAUGAUUUCAUGGGAGCCAUGUCUUUUGGGGUCUCAGAGCUUUUCAAGGGCCCUGCGGAAGGCUGGUACAAAUUGCUCAAUCAGGAGGAGGGCGAGUAUUAUAGUGUCCCUGUGGCUGAUGCAGAAAACUGUGGGCUGCUGCAGAAAUUUGAGGCUUGCAACUUCCCUCUGGAGCUCUAUGAGAAGUGUCGGCAUGGCCCCAUCCAGUCACCAUCUCCGAGUCCUACAGAUUCCAAGCGUGGUGCAUUCUUUGGCAUCAAUCGCUUCCACAUCUCGGACUUCAACUUUCUUAUGGUGCUGGGCAAAGGCAGCUUUGGGAAGGUGAUGUUGGCAGAGCGCCGUGGGACAGAUGAACUAUUCGCCAUUAAGAUCCUCAAGAAAGAUGUGAUCAUCCAAGAUGACGAUGUAGAAUGCACCAUGGUGGAAAAGCGAGUCUUGGCCAUGGGAGAGCGUCCGCAUUUCCUAACCCAACUGCACUCUACUUUCCAAACUGCGGACCGACUCUAUUUUGUAAUGGAGUAUGUCAACGGAGGAGACCUGAUGUAUCACAUCCAGCAGGUUGGGAAAUUCAAGGAACCACAUGCUAUGUUUUAUGCUGCAGAAAUUGCAAUUGGCCUCUUCUUUUUGCAUAAUAAGGGAAUUAUUUACAGGGAUUUGAAACUGGAUAAUGUAAUGUUAGAUGCCGAUGGUCACAUUAAGAUCACAGAUUUUGGGAUGUGCAAAGAAAACAUUUUCCCUGGCGUUACCACCCGAACAUUUUGCGGAACACCUGACUACAUUGCUCCAGAGAUCAUUGCCUAUCAGCCGUAUGGGAAGUCUGUGGACUGGUGGUCAUUUGGUGUCCUUCUGUAUGAAAUGUUAGCUGGGCAGCCACCAUUUGAUGGAGAGGAUGAAGAUGAACUCUUCCAGUCAAUUAUGGAGCAUACAGUGUCCUAUCCCAAAUCUCUUUCACGAGAAGCUGUUUCUAUCUGCAAAGGGUUCUUGACCAAACAUCCACUGAAGCGUCUGGGCUCAGGGAUAGAUGGGGAGCGGGAUAUUCGGGAACAUGCCUUUUUCCGCUGGAUGGACUGGGAGCGACUAGAGCAGCUGGAAAUUCCUCCACCUUUCAUCCCCAGGCCAUGUGGCCGGAGCGGAGAAAACUUUGACAAAUUUUUCACACGGGCACCACCAGCGCUGACACCCCCAGACCAGUUGGUCCUGGCAAGCAUUGACCAGAGUGAAUUCCAAGGGUUCACCUACAUCAACCCUGAUUUUGUGCACCCCUCUACAUUGCGGCGGGGAAGCCUGUCUCCAACAGGGUUGCCCCUCUCCCCAACGGGUCUGCCCCUCUCCCCAACUGGAAUCCUACCUUCCCCUACCUCCCUAGUGUGAGAAUGAGUCCUCUUCGUACCCCGGGAUACUAAACUUCCCUAAGUCAAGCCUUGCCUGUAGAAAUCUGCUCCUGAGAGCAUGACUCCAGCUUGAAACCCAGCCCUAACCCUGACCUUAUACAACCUCUCUCACAUUCACAUUUUGUUAAAUGCCUCUUCUAGUGUGUUGCUUCCCUCCUCCUUUACCUCCCUUCGAUGGAACCAAACUGGUGAGGUUAACAAUGAAAGCACACACACACACACACACACAUUGACUCUAUAUAUGUCUAUAGAGAAACAGAGGCCAGAAUUCACUUGGGGACUUCUUAUGUUUUUUGUUAGUGGACUUACGUCUGCAGAAAAUGGAAUUGAACAGUUUUGCAAAGUCCGUAUUCAGCAGGGGGUUGCUGAUAUGUUACUAUGUAGUGGAGCCAGUAAAAUGACUGAUGCGCAUCAGGACCAGUGUGCAUUGGGACCAAUGAACAAGUAGCCCCAAGGCACAACCAGCCCCAGUGCACAGUGGGACUAAUGCACAUUGGGACAUUGGCUAGAGAAUGCCAAUGUGUUUUGUUAAAGCCCAGUGCACAUCAGGAAAUUCUUGCUGGCAUCCUGUUACGUAUCUUUACAGUUCACUAACAGGGUUCCUUAGCAUUUCUGCUAUGUAGUUAAAAGGUAUACAAUAGAGAAUUCUGUCUGUAGAUUUUUAAUACUCUGGUUAAACAGGAGUCCUUCCCAAUGGUGUCACUAGGGUUGGAGUCACCCCAAUGUGGUAACUCAUGCUGUAACCUCCCAGGCUCGGAGCUGCUUGGCCAGUGGUCCUUUGGGAGUAAAUUGGGCUGCUAUGGGCGAGAAAGGCCCUGGUCUAUUUUUUGCCAAUGGCUGGUGGACCAGGGCACAUGAAGGGAUUCUCUAUGUCCCAGUUUCUUCCAGUCUACCUGCCUUGGUUGCAAGUCUGGAAGGGGUCUAGGCACCAUUUGGUGAUGGGAAAGGCCUCCAGAAUUUGCUGUAGAGUGCCGACAGCACCCUGGCUGGCCUCCUUGAUGCCUCCAGGCAGGUGGACUGGUUCUUUCCCAGAAACUUCAGUCUCCAGGAAUCCCAGUCUACCUGUGGAGAGGCACAGCGGUACACUGCACAACAGAAGGUAGACGCCCCCCCUUUGAGGUGUCACUCGGUGUUCUCCAUGCCCCCUGCAGUCCCCUACAAAUGCCCCUAGUGCUUCCUCAGUCACAGUGACCCUUUUUGAAUGUCCCCAAGUUUCACUGAUCUUGUGUUGUCUCAAACGGUGCCUGUCAUUACAGUACAAAUUGUUCUGCAGUAAAGCCAGUGCUUGAGGUACAAAGGUGCUGCACAACCCAGCCUGUGAAGGUCUCCUGAGUGACUGUUUUUAAAAGGCCCCAAAGAGAUUAUACCUUUGCUCAAAUAUGGAUUAAGAGGAGUGGAGCCUUGCAAUUUUUAAGAAGAGCUUCCAGUUCCCCCUGACCCAUCUGCAACUGAAGUACUUGAUAACUUCCAUAGGAUGAGAAACUACCCACUUCGACCUGAAUGUGGAUUAUUUUCUGGCUAAUUUUAUGCCGUGAUUAUUGGAUGGGAGGAGUAAAGAGUAAGGGGCAAUAGACCAGACUGUAUUUGCUUUGUGAGAAGUGAUGGGUAAUAUGGCUGAAAUUUAACUAGGGGCCACCCAGGACCUGGCCUUUGCCCUAUUCCAUGGUUUUCCCCAGGGCUGCCUUUGGAAAAUGAAAUGAGUAGUGACAUACUCAAAUGAAGUUGUGUCAUGAAAACUGACAUCCAAAUCUGAAGCAGCUGCUUAACUCAUCCCUUUAAAGGCCAUGCCAUUUGGGCUCCGGUGAUUUCUUUUUUGACGAGUGUUGUUUCCUGAUACUGUAAUGUAAAAGGCAGAGAAUUUAAUUAAAUUAAGAAACAAUAAUAAGACGAUCAAUGACCCCCACUCACCUGUGAAUUAUUGCUCUAAUCUAUACCAAAGGUGGGGAAGACAGGAGGUCUGGAGGGAGAGUUUUUGGCCAACAGCACCCAUCAUAGGUCAUACCGCCCCUCCCCAAAAGAAAACUGGAAUUGCUGCAAAGCCCUCUCUAGUUUUGUAAAACAAAAUUUAAAAAAAACCCUUUAAGGGGUAGCAAACAAAGUGCAGGGGAGCUGCACCUUGUUUUAAAGCAAAGUCAUAAUUCCGGAAAUCACUGGAGCCCAAAGGCAUGGUCAUAAUUCCUAGAAAUUUGCCCAUGGUCAUGAUCUACAGUGAAGCAGUGCAGGAAUCUAUUUUGUUGUUGUUUGUCUAGGUUGUAUAUAACAACCUUUCCCAAUGAGGUCCCCUCCAGAUAUGUUGGACUACAAACCCCAUCAUUCCCAACCAGCAUGGUCACUGAAGGCCACCUGUUUGAAGUAGUGUAUACAUAGGAUGAACUUUUCUUCACAUGCUUCAUCAAAAUAUUAUGGGAUAUGCUACUGUAUAUUCAGUCAUAAGGAGUCUGUGUUCCCUUGGAGUAAAUUUUUAAUUGGGAAAGUAUCAGGAAUCAACACUUCUUUGCUUCCUCAAUGAAACUCUCAUUUCAAUGAUUUCCCCUUAUCUCUUCAGUGGUCUUUCUUUGUCCCAUCCCUAGAUCUAAAUGUCUCACACAUGGAGCUUUCCCAAGUCCUGUCUGCUACAGUGUUAGAAUGUAAUCUUAAACUAGUUAUAACUAACUGAAUGUCAUCCCUUAAUUCCUCAUACCUCAUCCAUAGUUAGGAUGCCCAAUUCUACAAUUUCUUAUGAAAUCCUAACCAGCCCUUUCCCCUGCCCAUCCUCAUGACACCUCGCUCUCUGUGGCACGGUCCUCACCCUUUUGAGUCCUGCUGUCUCAGUCCCUCUCACUGACACCUUUGCCUCGCUUUCUCCAACAUAGCUGCCCUUGUCACCCACUCAGCUGUUAAAAAUCAAACUUUGGAAGGAAGUGCUGACAAGCAAUGGAGGUGGUGCUAGACUCUGAGGAGAAAAUAUUUCCCUUCUUCCAUUAACACAGCAUGUCGAAAUGCAAACUUUUUCUUCUCUUUGGUGCAUGGACUAUUAUAUGAAUACUAUACAUAUAUUUAUUUAUUGCUACAUAUCUUCCGGCUUUCUGCCCUGCUAAGAUGUGCAUCUAACCAUCUGCAUCUCUUCUCCCAAGCUACGCCUGUCAGUCUCUUUCCAGUGUGAAAAAGGAGGUGUGGGCAGCUCAAGAUGGCACCUUCAUUCCCUUCUUGAAUUCUCUAGAGCUGCUUCCCCCUGAUUGUAGCCAAUAAACUCUGUCAUGAUUUUUCACUUUUACCUUUUGAUGUGGGAAAGGCUUAUCUGUUUUGUGUGGUGUAGGCAGGAAAAGAGUGGUCCUUAUUUAUGACUUCAUCAAAACCCAUCAGAACAAGUAGCAGCUGUUGGCAUGGGAUGGCACAUUCAAAAGGCAAUGUUUAAC
Molecule: messenger RNA, 6295 nt
Organism: Sceloporus undulatus (fence lizard)
Lineage: Eukaryota; Metazoa; Chordata; Lepidosauria; Squamata; Phrynosomatidae
Gene: PRKCG
Product: protein kinase C gamma
Exons: 18
Coding region: 757-2880 (707 amino acids)
Biological process (GO): intracellular signal transduction; peptidyl-serine phosphorylation
Molecular function (GO): diacylglycerol-dependent serine/threonine kinase activity; zinc ion binding; ATP binding
Source: RefSeq, a predicted model, not a curated record